This is a messenger RNA of Symbiodinium sp. CCMP2456, 3828 nucleotides long. Lineage: Eukaryota; Dinophyceae; Suessiales; Symbiodiniaceae. The record is from the annotation of a GenBank genome assembly.
AUGCUGUCGACUGCACAUGGGCAGGUGACCGCACAGCCAGCACCACAAAGAAAGUGGCAGAAAGAGCUCAACUCCUUGACCCUCGCACCUCGUGGGCGGGUCUGUCCGGAUACCUGGAUGCUCUGCGAUGUUUUGAAGAACACGCCGAGGGUUCGGUGGCAGGCGGCGAUUCAGCUGCUGAUUCUCUCCUCGCGGAAGGGCCUGGCCCCAAGCGUGUUCUCACACACUGCUGCCAUGGGCAUUUGUCAGCGAGGGAGUGGCUGGCAGGAGGCUUUUCAGGUUUUUUUCUCGAUGCCUCUGCUCAGGGUCUCUGCAAACACUGUAACCCAGAACUCCUGCAUCAGCUCCUUUGAAACACGCUUCCAGUGGCAACGAUCGCUUCUGCUCCUCUUCAGCACGUCCAUCACCGCUGUCCAGCCAGACGGAAUAUCCUUCAAUGCUGCGACAACGGCGUGCGUGAAGGGUAGGCAGUGGAAAGCCUCCUUGCAGCUGCAGCAGGACAUGACCAGGAGCAGUGUGCUGCCGGAUGUUAUCAGCUACAACGCCACCAUCGCUGCAACUGAGGAAGACGAGCUCUGGGAACGAGCUCUUGGUCUUCUUUUGGCUAUGUCAGGGCAUGAAGUCAGGCCAACAGUCGUCUCCUUUAACUCCGCAAUCAGCUCCUGCCCUUGGCAAGCCUCCCUAGACCUACUUUCUGAGAUGACACUGGCAAGAGGGAGGCCGGAUGUGAUCAGCAUCAACUCUUCCAUCAGCUCCUGUGCAGAGGCAUCUCAAUGGCAGGAGACGCUCCACUUGCUCUCCAACAUGCCAGCUUGGCGCAUCGAAUGUGAUGCGGUCACUGUCAGUGCAGCCAUGACUGCAUGCAUCAAUGCCGAGUGCUGGUGGAUCGCCCUGGAGAUAUUCGACAACAUGCCGGCACUCGCAGCUGUUCCGGACAUGGUCGUUUACACCGCCGCCAUCGCAGCAUCGGAGAAAGCGGGCGACUGGCAGAUGCCUCUUUGCCUCCUCGAGCGGAUGCUCCAAAGGCACCUUCGCCUGGACGUCUACACCUGCAGCGCUGCCAUCAGCGCCUGCGAGGCUCAGGGGCACUGGCGGGAGGCCGUACUGCUUCUCUCCUCCAUGCGUGGCUGGCAGAGCCAGCCGAAUGUGUUCAGCUUCAGUGCCGCCCUCAGCGCCUGUGAGAAGGCUGGAGAGUGGAGAUUGGCUCUCAAAAUCCUAGAAGAAAUGCCAGAGAGCCGUGUGGCACCAAACACGAUCACCUACAACGCCCUCCUUUCUGCCAUCGAGAAGUCCGGACAGUGGCAGUUGGCCUUCCAGCUUCUCCUUGAGAUUCCGGAGGCGAAUGCCAUCAGCUUCACAGCCGCUUUAGCCGCCUGCAAAGCUCAGAGUGCCUGGGAGUCUGCCCUCGCGCUGCUGUCAACUCGAAUGCCUGAUGCCAGGAUUGCUCCCAGUGUUUUAAGCUACGCCGCCGUGGAGGCGUGUUGUGAGGACAGCGACUGCCUUCGCCCAGUCGCCGAGCUGCUGUCAGAGGAGCUUGCGGACGUCGAAAUGCCUGUGAGGGAAGAACCAGGGCACUUGCAGCAUAAGGACCUACCUCCACCGGGAAAUCCGAGGCUGGAACGGGGAGUCAUCGACUGCUGCGCGAGGGCACGGCAGUGGCAGAUGGCCCUUCAGGUCUUGCUUGGAAUCUUCGCAGCGAAUUCGGUGCCAAAUGUUUUUAGCUUCAGUUCUGCCAUCACGGCAUGUGAGAAGGGCUCGCAGUGGCAGUUCUCACUGCAGCUCUUAUCCAUGAUGACAUCGGUCAGCACUGCGCCGAACGUAGUCAGCUUUAAUGCGGCCAUCACUGCUUGCGGCAAGAGUGAGGAAUGGCCAAGAGCCUUGUCUUUGUUGGCGCAGAUGCCUGCUGCAGGAGUUGAACCGGACCGGAUCAGCAUCAAUGCAAGCAUCAGUGCCUGUGAGAAGUCCAGCCAAUGGGAAAUUGCAGUGUGGUUACUGCAGCAGAUGACUGAGGAUCGACUCAGGCCCGGCCAUACCACCUUUAAUUCCACCAUCAGCGCCUGUGAAAAAGCUGGCAAGUGGCAGAUGGCAUUGUCUAUUUUCUCGCAGAUGCAGAGCAAAACGAUGCAGCCUGACCAGGUCUCUUUCAAUGCCACCAUCAGCGCUUGCGAGAAAGGUGGGGAGUGGCAGAUAUCUCUAGGACUCUUCUCGGAGCUGAUCCUAUAUGGCCUGCAGCCCGACCACAUCACGCUGAAUGCCCUCUUGAGCGCAUGUGAGAAGGGAUACAAAUGGCAGAUGGCUUUGCUCUUGCUUCAGCAGAUGCCUGGAUUCGGGUUGGACCCCGACCACAUCAGCUUCAGUGCUGGCAUAAGUGCAUGUGAGAAGGGCUGUGCCUGGCAGAUGGCCCUGCAUUUGCUCUCUGAGUUGCCCUCAGCCGGACUGCAGCCGGACGUGAUCACUUGCAAUGCCACCAUCAGCGCUUGUGAGAAAGCCGGUGAGUGGCAGAUGGCUUUGCAGCCGUUUUCGGAGAUGCCGGCGGUGCGUUGUGCACCCAACCAGAUCAGCUUUAAUGCUAGCAUCAGUGCAUGUGAAAAAGGGAGUGAGUGGCCCAUGGCUUUAGUCGUUUUCUCUGGACUGUCGGUGGGUGGAGUUGAACCUUCCCAAAGAAGCUUCAAUGCCAGCAUCAGCGCCUUGGAGAACAACGGCGAGUGGCAGAAGGCCGUGCAGAUCUUGUCUGAAAUGCCUCUAGCGAACCAGAUAAGCAGCGUCAUCCACCGAGCUGCGUGCAUCAGUGCAUGCGAAAAAGGGAGGCAGUGGCAACUGGGUCUUCAGCUGUUCGAUGCGAUGCCGAAGGCCCACCUGGCGCCAGACAUUAUCAGCUACAGCUCGGGGAUCAGCUGCUGCGAGAAGGGGAGCCAGUGGAACUUCGCUCUGGGUUUGUUCAACGCCAUGUGCACUUCCAAGCUCACUCCCGAUGACAUUGUCUGCAACGCGACCAUCAGCUCGUGUGAUAAGGGCGGCCGCUGGCAACUGGCAUUGGAAGUCUUCCACUCUAUGGCCGAAAGAACCGUGAGGCCUGAUACGAUCAGCUUCAACGCGAGCAUCAGUGCAUGCAAGAGGGCCGGUCAAUGGCAACUCGCUCUGCAGCUCUUCAACGGCAUAGCGGCGGCCACACUUUCUCCUACCGUCGUUAGCUACAGCGCUGCCAUCAGCUCCUGCGAGAGGGAGGGCCUCUGGCAGAUGGCCAUCUUCUUCUUCCACUCUAUGCAGGAAGCAACCCUUGCCCCCGACGUCAUCAGCUGCAGCUCACUCCUGAGCUCCUGCGAGAAGGGCGGGCAGUGGCAGCUGGCCUUGCAUGUCUUCAACUCCAUGCCGACCAUGAAAGUCACACCAGACAACAUCACCUACAAUGCUGCCAUCACCUCCUGCGAGAGGGGCGCUCAAUGGCAAGCCGCCCUGAACUUGUUCAGAUCCAUGCCAUCCGUUCAGCUGGUGCCCAACUUGAUCGGCUACAACACCACCAUCAGCUCCUGUGAGAAGGGGGGCGAGUGGAGCCUUGCUCUGGAGAUCUUUAGCACGCUGCAACGAUCAAGGAUCUCCCCCGACGUUAUCAGCUACAAUGCUGCCAUCAGCGCCUGUGAGAAAUGCUCGCACUGGGCUGCGGCUUUGGAGCUGUUCGCGUCCAUUUCCCGAGCUCGCUUGGAGCCCAACGUCGUCAGCUACCGAGCAGUGCUGGGCUCCAGCACUUUGCGUUCAUGUUCCGCGGCCGUGCAAGCAUCUGUCUUGGCCAUGAUCAAGACGCACGGCGUUCCCACAGAAGACCCGAGAUAG